Messenger RNA from Opisthorchis viverrini, 1485 nucleotides. RefSeq lists its product as hypothetical. The transcript is spliced from 5 exons. The coding region runs from base 25 to 1485 and encodes 486 amino acids. Gene Ontology annotation, molecular function: zinc ion binding; nucleic acid binding. Gene Ontology annotation, biological process: spliceosomal complex assembly. Lineage: Eukaryota; Metazoa; Platyhelminthes; Trematoda; Opisthorchiida; Opisthorchiidae. Gene Ontology annotation, cellular component: U2 snRNP; nucleus; U2-type prespliceosome. The record is from RefSeq and is a predicted model, not a curated record.
CUCGGACCGUUGCUCACUCAAACCAUGGACUUUCAGCAUCGUGCUGGAGGAAAAACUGGGUCUGGAGGGGUCGCUUCAGAUGCGGAGGCCAACAGAGAUAGACGAGAACGCCUCCGACAACUGGCUCUGGAUACCAUCGAUCUGAACAAGGAUCCCUAUUUUAUGAAAAACCAUCUUGGGACUUAUGAGUGCAAACUAUGUUUGACAUUGCAUAAUAAUGAGGGCAGUUACCUGGCCCACACACAAGGGAAGAAGCACCAGUACAAUCUUCAACGCCGUGCGGUUGAACAGGCUCGAGAAGCUCCGGCGACUAUGCAGCCGGAACGCAUUAAGAUAGAACCGAAAAAGUUCAUUAAAAUUGGACGGCCAGGUUACAAGGUGACGAAACAAAAAGACCCAGAGACUGGACAACAAUCGAUGCUUUUCCAAAUCGAUUAUCCAGAAAUAGCCGACUCUGUGGGUGUUCAGCCCAGACAUCGUUUCAUGUCAGCCUACGAACAAAGGGUCGAACCGCCCGAUCGUCGUUGGCAGUAUUUACUGUUUGCUGCUGAGCCGUACGAAACAAUCGCUUUCAAAAUCCCCAGUCGGGAAGUGGACAAAGAUCCGAAAAAGUUGUGGACCUAUUGGAAUCCAAGUGUGAAACAGUUCUUUCUGCAGCCCACAGGUGAAGUAGAACCCUGGACGGUGAACGUGGAACCACCUACGGCCUCGGAGGUUUACGACUGCAUAUGUUCUCUCAAGCGCCACCGAGCUCCCGGUCCGGAUGACCUCCCACCUGCACUGUUCAAAGACGGGGGUGAAGUCCUCAGUCAGCACCUGUCCGACUUGUUUGCUUGCAUUUGGGAAAAGGAGUCUGUCCCAGACAACUGGGGAGAAUCGGUGAUAGUGCCCAUUUUCAAAAAAGGGGCGCGUAGUGAGUGUCGUAACCACAGGGGGAUCAGCUUGACCACGGUUGUAACGAGACUGUUGGCGUCAAUUGUGAUUCGUCGCCUUACGGUGGCUCGUGAAAUACUGACUCGAGAGCAGCAAGCCGCUCCGUGCCAUAAGGCCUUGCUGUUCGCCUACAAGCUGGAAGGCCAGUCGCAUUCGGCAGCCAUGUUGCGUGAUUUGGAAAUGCAAAAAGCCCGUGCUCAACAAGCUCAGCUUCAGCUUCAGUUGCCUCCUCCACCACCGCCUCCACCUCCCCCACCACCCCAAGUAAUCGGACUACCGCCACCUGGCCCCGGCUUUAUGUUCGGCAUGGACUCGGUUCCAGUGUCCAUGCCUCCUCCCCCUCCACCACCGCCUGCAUUGUCGAAGGACGCGACUGGUGGAGGGCUUUUACCACCCCCACCCCCGCCACCACCACCUUCGGUCAGUUCUGCUGGAUUCCCUGCUCCACCCCCGCCUCCGCCACCACCCCCACCACCACCUGUCGCGUUGCUUAGUACCCCUGCUAAUCUUCCUCCGCCCCCACCCCCACCACCCCCACCUGGCCAAAACUAA